AUGUCCGAUCCCUCCACACCUCAACCUCUAUUCGGCGGCGGUCUGCCACCAGCGGCAUCGACACCUGCGUCGGCGGCAGCAGGCCCGUCCACAUCCCUCGUGCCCUUCGCCACCAGUCGCACUCCAGCGAGUGCCUCGUCCGGCAACAAUACCUACGUCAUGCCCAGCUCCCCAAUGAAGAAAGCCGCAUCCGACGGGUACAGGCCCAAGGUGACCCGCACCCUGGGACAGCGUCCUGCAUGUCUCGUCAACGCCUCGGUCACGUACUGUGGGAACAACCAGAUCUAUGCCUUCGGCGGCUUCGACCAGUACACUGACGAAGUCUACAACCACGUUCUCCGGCUGGAUAUUGUCAGCCACCAAUGGAGUCUGGUGGAUAACUACGGUGACAUUCCCGGCGUGCGAAUGGGCCAUACCGCGACCUUGUACCAAGGCGACAAACUCCUUGUAUUCGGCGGCGAGAACGAGCAUAGGACGUAUCUUUCCGAUCUGAUCAUCUUCGACCUCAAGACUGCGCACUGGACCCAACCCCAGGUCACUGGUCCGAUCCCCAAAGGCCGCGCACGUCAUUCUGCGCUGUUACACGAAGACAAACUCUUCAUUAUCGGAGGAAUCACGGGCCACGAUAACUAUGUGCUGGACGAUAUAUGUUACAUUGACCUCAAAACCUUUACUUGGUCACGCGCCUGGCGUUUUGUCGGUCGGUUCGACCACUCGGCAUAUAUCUGGGGCGACAGGAUAUGGGUCUUUGGUGGUUUGAGUGAAGAUAUGGACAAGGUGAGUGACCUUUGGUGGCUCGACCUGAAAGGCAGCCCCGCCUUCGAGAGCGCGCCUCAGUUCGGGUCUUACGAGCGGCCUGGGAUGGGCAGCCGCGGCGAAAGCUCACCCAGGCCACCAUACACGAUGGGGCAGUCGCCGAUCGUCGGCGCGUCUGGCUACGCAGCCAACUCCCGGACCCAGCAGGUCAACACCCCGUCUUUCCAGAUCAAGACUUACGCGCCCAUGGCACCCGGCCUGAUACAUUCCCACAAGUUUAUAUCGGGCCCCAAUGUGCCUUCGCAGGGGCCAGGUAUUCACUUCCACGUCUACUCGUCCGGCAACCUGCUCGAUUUCGUCACACCAGCCGCCACGAUCACGUCCAAGGAAUGUGCGCUGUAUGCACUUGAGCUCGGCGAGCUCCGGUGGCAAAAAGUCGCCGAGGGCCGAGAGGUCUUCAAGUCUGGCUUUAGGUGGCAUUACUGCACGAUGAACGAAGACGGCACCAAAGCAUGGCUGCUUGGCUGCCCCACCGACGCUUCUGCCCUUGACGUGGCUGCGAACGGGUUCGAGGAGCAGCUGAGCGACAUAAUGGAGAUCGAUCUCCGCAGAUACGGCUUCCUGGGCAAUAACCUGACGCCACAGCCGCGGACUGAGCUUGCCGAGCCCAUGGGGAGGACGCGCCGCGUGGACACGCCAUCCAAGGGCUUGGGCGCAGAUCUUGCCAAGGCAUUCAACAAGCCCCCCGAGGCAGGAAGUGGGGCGGAUUUCAUUGUCACGGCGCUCUCGGGGGAUCCAAACGAGGAAGACCUGCUUGGUUCGGCCCUGAUCAGGGCGGCUGAUGUGGCCGACGGCGACCAGACGUGGCUGUCACCGGACUCGCCGACAUCACCAGCCAUCCACGUACACCGGCUCAUUUUAUAUCUUCGCUGGCCCCACUUUGCACGGCUGUGGGACUCUCACAUGGCCGAGUUCCACAACAAAAAGAUGCACAUCCCGGAGCCCUACACGGUGGUGAAGGCUUUCCUUUACUACCUCUACACAGACCGCAUCGACGCCACACCAGAGGACGAGGGCGUUGACGGUCCCAGCAGGGACCUUGCGGACAUUGCGGGCCUGCUUGUCAUGUCCAACAUCUACAACAUCCCGCACCUGCGGCUCCUGUGUGUGAACCGGCUGAGCCGUGAACUAGACGUCGACCAUGCCUGUAUCAUAUGGUACUGCGCGGGGCUCGCAGACGAGGAAUGGCUGCGCAAGCGGGCAGCUGGGUUCUGCCUGACACACUGGGGUCGCAUAGUGCGCACCACGGGUUUCCUGAGGCUCCCCCGAACGGCGAUUGUGGAGCUGUCGCAGGAGAUCGACACGGAGGGCCGGGUGAUUGGCGGGGAGGAGCUCGACAUGUUCGAAGGCGGGGGCUCGUACAUGGAGAGGAGGAAAGAAAGCAUGUCCAGCAACGUGACACAGUCGCUCGAGGCCGAGGAACCAGAGGACGACGAUGGCAUGGACAUGAACUAG
Diaporthe batatas is the source of this 2271-nucleotide messenger RNA. RefSeq lists its product as uncharacterized. The record is from RefSeq and is a predicted model, not a curated record. Bases 1 to 2271 code for a protein of 756 amino acids. Gene Ontology annotation, molecular function: protein binding. Lineage: Eukaryota; Fungi; Ascomycota; Sordariomycetes; Diaporthales; Diaporthaceae. The transcript has 3 exons.